Molecule: messenger RNA, 204 nt
Organism: Lindgomyces ingoldianus
Lineage: Eukaryota; Fungi; Ascomycota; Dothideomycetes; Pleosporales; Lindgomycetaceae
Exons: 1
Coding region: 12-182 (56 amino acids)
Source: RefSeq, a predicted model, not a curated record
CCAAAGCCCAGAUGAACUCUAAAACUACUAUGGUAUCCCAGCCUCACAUGUGUCUAAAAGCAGACGCCAGCCAUACAUAUCACCCGAAGCACAACCCACAAUCCACAAUCUCACCAACACCAAUCAAUCAUUCUGCCCCAAUCCACUGUCAUCACCAUCAUCAGAGCAUUUCCAAUUACUAAAUCAAAUCCCUAGCUUUUUGUG